This is a messenger RNA of Ostreococcus lucimarinus CCE9901, 1605 nucleotides long. RefSeq lists its product with no specific name. Gene Ontology annotation, biological process: mRNA splicing, via spliceosome. The coding region runs from base 1 to 1605 and encodes 534 amino acids. NCBI's taxonomy places the organism in Eukaryota, Viridiplantae, Chlorophyta, Mamiellophyceae, Mamiellales, Bathycoccaceae. The transcript has a single exon. Gene Ontology annotation, cellular component: precatalytic spliceosome. The record is from RefSeq and is a predicted model, not a curated record. Gene Ontology annotation, molecular function: protein binding.
AUGGCGUCCAUCGCCGGCGUGGACGACACGCUGGACGUCGACGCGACGGACGUGGUGAAAAUCAUCCUGCAGUGGGCGAGAGAAUCCGGACUCGACGCCACGCACGCGGCGCUGUCCGCGGAGACGAACACGUCGUUGAACGCGAUUGAAGACGUGGAUGCGUUUAAACGCGACGUCACGCACGGAAGGUGGGACGCGGUGCUGCCACAGUUGGCGAAACUGCGACUGCCCAAGAAUGUGCUGGAGGAUGCGUACGAGCACGUGACGCUGGAGAUGUGCGAACUGGGUGAACAAGACACCGCACGGGCGAUUCUGAGGCAAUCAAACGUCAUGCGAGUGAUGAAAGAGGAACAGAGUCGGCGGUACGGACGAUUAGAGCAUUACGUGAGCGCGAGGACGUUCACCGCGGAGGACGCGUACGCGGGGACGACGAAGGAAAAGCGACGGGAAAAGUUAGCCGAGGCGCUCUUGCGAGAGGUGGUCGUCGUGCCGCCGUCGAGAUUGUUGGCGCUCAUCGGCCAGGCGUUGAAAUGGCAGAAGAGCACUGGGGCGCUGCCGCCUGGGACGGCGUUUGAUUUGUUUCGAGGCCAAGCGCAGGUGGAGGAGGAAGAGGAAGAGCAGUGUCCGACGACGUCGCACAAGAGGAUCAAGUUUUCCAAAAAGUCCUUCCCCGAGUGCGCGCGAUUCAGUCCUUGCGGUGGUAUGUUGGCCACGGGUUCGGCGGAUGGAUUCAUAGAGAUUUGGGAUCCGUACAGUGGUAAGUUGAGAAAGGAUUUGAAGUAUCAGGCGGAGGAUACGUUGAUGAUGCACGACGACGCCGUGCUCGCGCUCGCCUUUAGCCAAGACUCCGAUAUGCUCGCUUCGGGUUCACAAGAUGGUAAGAUCAAGGUCUGGCGCGUGAGCACGGGUACGUGUUUGAGAAAAUUCGAAAAAGCUCAUCAAGGCGGCGUCACGAGCGUCACCUUUAGCAAGGAUGGUUCGCAGGUGCUCAGCGGAUCUUUCGACGGUCUCGUUCGAGUGCACGGAUUAAAGAGCGGUAAAUUAUUGAAAGAGUUUAGAGGGCAUACGUCGUAUGUGAACUCGGUGGCUUUCACAGAAGAUGAGACGGAUGUCGUCUCUGCGUCGAGCGACGGUUCAGUCAAGGUCUGGGACGCGAAGACGUCCGAGUGCAAGUGCACUUUCAAGCCGCCACCGCCGGUUAAUCCGAACAAAGACGAUGACGAAGAGACAUAUCAAACUGGUACAGUCCCAGCCGUGUUGUCUGCGAUUCCACAUCCGAAAAAUGACGCACAAAUUAUCGUCACUUCGAAAUCAAACGCCGUCGUCGUGUGCACGCUCGCGGGCGACGUCGUGGAAACGUACUGGACGAACAAGACCGCGCUACCGCACACCAUCGUCGCGGCGACGCCUUCACCGCGAGGUGAAUGGAUUUACGCCACGAGCGAAAUCGGUGAACUGUAUUGCUUUAGCACCGAAACCAAAAAGCUCGAGUCCACCGUCUUCAACCUGCACGAGAGCUCCACGCUCGGCGUCGCUCACCAUCCUCGAAGAAACCUCGUCGCCACGUUUAGCUCUAUCGGCGAACUCAAGACUUGGAAACCGUGA